AUUUUAUGUAUCUAGAUGUAUGGGCAAGUACUCCGUGGAUUCUGGAUUCUUAUCCCGUUUUGUGCUCCAUCGAUUCAAAGGAAGCAGGUGAAGCAAUUCUCGUCGGUGCCGCCUGCUAUCCAUGAAGUGUGAUUGGCUGUAAGUGUUCCAAUCUAGUGGAUUUGCUGAUCAAAGAGGCCCUGGUGCAUAUCUGGCCGCGUUUCCCUCGUUUAUACUCGUUUCAAGUGUGCUCUGCUGGACGCCAUCCCUCUUGUCGUGAACAACCAUCAUGGUACCACAACUUCCAGUCGAGCUCCAUCGCAGAAUAUACGCCAUGGCCUGCACCGACGAUGGGACGACAGCCUGCGCUCUAAGCCUGGUAUCCCACGCCGUUCGUGAGGUUGUAGAAGAAUUUCGCUGGUUCUCGCUGGCCGUGGCGGGCGAACGGCAGGUGCAAACCCUUCUAGAGACGCUCCAGGAUGUGCCCAAAGAUAGGCUCAAGGUAGCCCAUCUGUUCGUCUCGGAUCUCAGACGACCUCUUAGCUACAGACGGCGCGAAAAGAGAAUGUUGUCCCUGUUGGAACGAGAAGAAUUGAGCGAGGAAGACGAGACCUUCCUCCGCACUACCAUGGGAUCGCUGGACUUCUCCAUCGGGAGCAAAAUUGUCAUCCACCUCGGCUCCAUCGAGUGCAUUGAGCCGCCGAGUCGUACUGCUAGUCAGUACAUCAUGUGGCUGCUUCGUCUCCUGGCGCCGGACCUUAUUACCUUGUCUCUCGUUGUCUUCAGCGAUCAAGACGAUGCGUUUGAGUCGACCCCCCUCAGAAUUAACCCUUCGAGGCUCACAUCCUUUCCCCCUCUCGUCUUUUGCGCCCUCACUCCAGCGCCUUCAUCUGGCCGACGAAUGUCUCAUUUCCGGUCUGGAACAGCGUCUAGCUCUAAACCAUCCAGAACUCACCCAUCUCCGAAUUUCAAGACCAUCAAACGCUUGCUCGUGGCCAUGGGCCUUCGGCCCCCGACAUCCAUGGAGGAAGAGGCCAUUAGGAAUAAUGAGAUGGAUCUCUUUCCGCAUGGCGUGGAGCGCUUUUGUUUAGUCGAACCAGGACCGACGAACUUCACAUCAAGGCGAAACAAAGGCAGCUCGCGCGGGCGGGUUAGAUCACCUGGAUUUGUUCCUCGAAGCUACCUGAACAUGGUUAUGGAAUUGGAAGACGUUGCCGACGAGCUACCUAACUUCGCCCUUCUUCCGAAGCACUCUGGCCAUAACAAGCAAAUCGAGGCAGAGAAAUCGAGACAGCAGUGGAUGGAGCGCAUUGAAGGAGGACAAGGCUGUUGGGUGACUCCGGCGGAAUUCAUCGCGGGGCUCUGA
Molecule: messenger RNA, 1345 nt
Organism: Dacryopinax primogenitus
Lineage: Eukaryota; Fungi; Basidiomycota; Dacrymycetes; Dacrymycetales; Dacrymycetaceae
Exons: 3
Coding region: 269-1345 (358 amino acids)
Source: RefSeq, a predicted model, not a curated record